Molecule: messenger RNA, 420 nt
Organism: Mucor mucedo
Lineage: Eukaryota; Fungi; Mucoromycota; Mucoromycetes; Mucorales; Mucoraceae
Exons: 1
Coding region: 1-420 (139 amino acids)
Source: RefSeq, a predicted model, not a curated record
AUGCAGAAAAUAAACUGUGGGGCUUGCAUUAAGGCAUACCGUCGAUACGGAAAGCUGGACUUUUCAACGACUGAAGAAGAUUACCGCAAUAAAUUACCAGCGUUUGGCUGUCAAUGCAUAAGUGCUUACUAUAAAAAGGAUUCGGCCAUUGUCAUUCCUCCUCCUAUACGACAUCCAUGUUCUUUUUGCGACAGAACUUUUCCGACAGCCAUUAAACUUUUUUAUCACUCCAACAAUGAGCACACCAUGAAUAGCUCCCAUGAUGAUUACGAUUUUUAUUCUGUCGUAGGAAAUAGCAUUCUUGGCAAUUUAGAUUCAUUUUAUUAUGAUCAAGAGAAAUUAUACAAAUUGUCAAGCUUAAUUGAUGCCUUACAAAUGAAUAUCAGUAGAAUCAAAAGAUUAAGCACAAUAGAAGAAUAA